UUGAGUGCAGCAGAUGUUAAGGAACGUUGAGAAAGUUAUUCAUGGCGUCUCCAGCAGUAGUUUGUGGUGGUUUUAUAGCUGUUGCUUUGUUCAUUUUGCAGACGAUUGGGGUGUCAACACAUUACUGGUAUGCAGUAGAAGUAUUGGCCGGGGCAAGCAAGAUUACCAUCGGUCUGUUUAAGAUAUGUGUAGAAAUCACCCUUCUCGGCAUUAGCACCAGUCAGUGCUACACGUACAGUGACUAUCCCACCACACGGACUCUUUUGGGUGCUAACUACUAUGCGAUUGCCGGACUAAGUGUUGUUGGCUGUAUCCUCCUUUUCUCCACUAUCAUCGUCGCUUUCGUUGGGUGUGUCAGAACAAGACCAGAUCGUCCGACUGUCCGAAGCCUGUCCGGUAUCUGGUUUGGUUCUUCCGGAUGUACUAUUGCUGCUGUCGUCUGGUUUUACGUCACCCAAUACAACAAUUCGAAGACACUACUGUCCUUGACCUCUCUUGUAGAGGUCAGCCUUGGCUAUUCCUUCUACCUUGUGGCUAUAGCUGGCGGAAGCACACUUAUUGCCGCCAUUACUUUGUGCGUUGUCGCAAAUAACAUGGAUGUUCCGCAGACCGCCACCCCUGCCGCAGCGGGACCACAGGUGUUUGUUAUGCACGCAGGGGUUCAACAGCAGGGUCCCGCUGUCUAUUCACAGCCUGGCUACAGUCAACCGGGAAAUCCACAGCCUGGCUACGGUCAACCAGGAAAUCCACAGCCAGGUUAUGCACCAAACGGACCCGGUUAUGCGGAACAGCCAAUGGCCAACCCGCCGAAAACACUGAUGUAAAUGUUCUUUCAAUCCGAACUUCCAUCCAAAAUUUAAAAACAAAUGUUAGAAUAUAUGGAACUUCCGAGUGUUGUCAAAGUUUAUUUAGAGAUUUUUCCGUUCGGACUUUUCGCAUUAUUUGGUGUUAUCAAUAAUAACGACACUCUUGAAAUCAAGACAUGUGUACGUUCAGGCAUGCGUAUAAUGAAAAAUCAACAAAUCCUUAAGAAGAAAAUUUCAUCUUUCAGAGUACGUUUGGAUUGUAGAAUAUGAUUGUCAUAACAAUGACAACUGCAAAUAUACGUUCCAUGUUUAUAUAUGUUCCUCCUACCAGAACUGGUAGAUAAACUAGACAAUUGUUGAACACUUACCCUAUAUUUAUCCAGAAUUUAUUUACCUAAAAAGAAGAAUUGUUAAGGCUAAACUAGUUUAGUUUGUUAAUUUUAAACAUACUGAUAUUUGGUAAGAUCUUCUUUGGAGGCACCAUAUUGACUCAUUAAAAAGUAGGUCACACAAUCCCACUGCCGCCAUGGCACCAUACCUAAAAAGUUCGAAAUCGACAUAACUUGAAAACCGUUGAAUGGACAGGGUUCAUGCAAUUAUAUAAUUUGAAGAAUAUCUUUGGGCCUAACAUUAUGCGACACCAUGUUUUUACAAAAUAUGUCUAAUUCAAAAGCUCGCUAAGGGGUCAAGCUCGUCUAUAAAAAAACCUUUUAUUUUUCAUUUUUUGAAAAUUCUGAGUAUGAUGCAGUAUGUCAUUCCGAUGAAUUUGAUGUCUUUAGUUUUUUGGUAAUAUUUGUUGCUAAAGUGGCACGCCAUUUUGAAUAUUUCAUUUAAUAUUUUGGGUGACUGAGAUGACAGUGUACCAGGUUUGUUCAAAUAAUUGACGUUGACUUACAUUCAAGUCCAAAGGAGUCAAAUAGUCUGAAAUAUUUUAACGACUUCUUCUCAAUAAUCAAGAGGCAAGCAUGCUGGGAUGAAUGGCUACUAGGAUUGUUCAAAUGAAUAACCUUGACCUACUCUCAAGGUCACAGGGGUCAAAUAUGCUAAAAUCUCGAACUGACUUUAAGGUUUUAAAGGUAAUUUCUAAUUUUGAAGUUUGUCAAAGGUCUGAAAAGCCCGUCAAAUUGUGCAUGACAAAUUUUAGUAAUAUUUAUUAUUGACGCCCUUUUGUUUGAUGUUUGGGCAGUUAUAGACGUCCUUUUUCGUUAGCAGUAAAUGAAACCCCUUUGGCUAAAUAAUCACCGUGACAUUAUUAUCAACUUUGUGUUUGUUCGUUUUAUUUGAUAAGAAAUAAAUAUAUAUUCAUAUUU
This is a messenger RNA of Pecten maximus, 2116 nucleotides long. RefSeq lists its product as uncharacterized. The record is from RefSeq and is a predicted model, not a curated record. Lineage: Eukaryota; Metazoa; Mollusca; Bivalvia; Pectinida; Pectinidae. The coding region runs from base 42 to 824 and encodes 260 amino acids. The transcript is spliced from 3 exons.